AUGGAGGUUCCUGAACGGAAAGUCGACCCAGAAUUUACUUCAUGUUCGGCGGAAGUAACGCCCCUCUGUGAGCCUUGCCGGGCCGAUGGGAAGAAACUAGAGGCCCAUGGCUUCUGCAACAACUGCAAUGAGUACAUGUGUCCGUCUUGCAUCAAUGUGCAUGGAAACCUGACAGCCACAAAACAUCACACUGUUCUUGACAAGCAGAAAAUGCCCUCUCAAUAUCCAUCAAGUAGAAAGGCUCCAGACGUCUCGGGGUUGGAACUUUGCAAAGAACAUCCACCGGAAGCAAUCAAGUUCUUCUGUCCAACACAUGCGCACUUAUCUUGCGGGGAUUGCAUUGUUCUAAACCACAGGGUUUGCAAGGUUGAUUACAUACGGGAAGUUGCGCCUAAAUUUAUAAAAAGCAGAGAGUUCAAUAUAAUAUUGGAAAAAUCUUUGAAAUUGGAGGAAGAUUUGAAAAAAAGUGAAGAAAAACUUAAUGCAAACGAGCAGGUGGUCAUGGACUUAUGUAAAGUCGAACUAAAAAAGAUUAAAGAUUUUAGGGUUAAAAUCAACGAAUAUCUUGACAAACGAGAACAGACACUCAAGAAAUCCAUUGACAAUGCAAGAAUACAAGACACUGACCGCCUACAGUCAUUGCGAGGAUAUAUAAACACUGCGAAAUCAACAUUAGCUAAGACGACGGCUAUGCUUCAAUCUCAAAAUAUGAACGCUAGCCAGCUCUAUGUAGAAGCAAGACAAUCACAGAAGAUGUUAGACGAUAUGCGAACUUUGAUAAUGCAAAUAGAGAUGAGCAACCGUGCCACGCGUUACAAAUUUAAUCACGAUAAGAAGACCAAAGACCUGUUGUCAUGGGUAGACGGAAUAGGGACGAUACUUGAUGAACGGAUGAUAGAGGAACAAUGUAAGUUCAGCAACUGA
This is a messenger RNA of Mya arenaria, 924 nucleotides long. RefSeq names its product E3 ubiquitin-protein ligase TRIM33-like. Lineage: Eukaryota; Metazoa; Mollusca; Bivalvia; Myida; Myidae. The coding region runs from base 1 to 924 and encodes 307 amino acids. The transcript has a single exon. The record is from RefSeq and is a predicted model, not a curated record. Gene Ontology annotation, molecular function: zinc ion binding.